Molecule: messenger RNA, 4163 nt
Organism: Papilio xuthus (Asian swallowtail)
Lineage: Eukaryota; Metazoa; Arthropoda; Insecta; Lepidoptera; Papilionidae
Exons: 5
Coding region: 261-4004 (1247 amino acids)
Cellular component (GO): plasma membrane
Molecular function (GO): protein binding
Source: RefSeq, a predicted model, not a curated record
AACAUCCUUUAUGUAGGCAUCAGUACUCGCCUUCGAACAAACCCAGUGUUCACUGCGACAUGUACAGAUAGCCAGUACCAAAUUGUGUUUGGUGACGUAUCGUGACUGCUAAUGAAAGUGACACGGAUAUUAGUGCUGAUUAAUAUUAACGUCACUAAAUAUUGGAUGCAGUGAGGAUAAAGUGAUGUGCAAAUAGCAUUAAAUAUAAUUGUAGUGUAAAAUAACAUGCGUAAAACAAGAAAGAGAUUAGAUUUAUUCUAAUGGGCUUUACAUUUCUCUUACUCUGGACAUGGCUGCUAUCAGCGGUUACUGCGGGCAUCAUACCCGGUUUAGGUGACGAUGACGACUCCGUCUGCAGGACUUACAGACUCAAUGAUGUACAAUACUUUGAUUGUUCCGAUCGAGGACUUACCGAGCUACCAGAGACAAUUGAUUACGAUGCACAAGCAGUUUUGUUAUCAAAUAACAAUUUUGCCACCUUCCCGGAGGGACUAGAAAAAUUUUCUAGGGUCGAAAUUUUGGAUAUGUCCGGGAACCGCUUGACGAAUCCAUUACCAACCUAUUUCCAGAAAUGGCAGAACCUUCGAACUCUUAAUCUGUCCAAUAACAAUUAUGACAGAUGGCUGAGCAGCGACAAUCAGUAUCAUAUUAAAAGACUAGAUUUAUCAAAGAACAAAAUAAGCAACAUCGACACGAAAGCGUUCGAGAAGAUGACCAAUCUAUCUUUUCUAGAUUUAUCUGAGAAUAGAAUCGAUGAUUUACCACCGAACGUCUUCUCCGAUGCUAAGAAUCUUGAUACUGUCAUCCUAUCAAGAAAUUAUUUCUCAGAACUACCAAAUUUCCAAUCACAAUCCUUAAGGACUUUGGAUUUAAGUUAUUGUCAAAUCGCAAAAAUAGAUCCAGCAGCACUAACAGGAAUGAGUUCUUUAUUAGCUAUUGAUCUUUGCAUGAACCAAAUUGAGACGGUACCUGAUGGUAUAGCUUCGAACACUCUACAAGAAUUGGACUUAAGCUACAAUGAAAUAAGUGAAAUAGGUGACAACACUUUCUCGGCGCUGCCGCAUUUGGCAGUGUUAGACUUGAGAGGGAACGAGUUUAGAGAGGUUUGGUCGACCUCACAUUUCGCCUCGAAUCCUUUUUUGAGGGAAGUUCACGUGAAGGGAAACCGAUGGAGUUGCGAGGGAUUCAGCGUCAAUUUGUUAUUGACGUAUGACUUUUUAACAAAAGAACCGCCGAAGAUAGCCGAUGCAGCGUCAUUGAUUUGUUACUCGCCUUCUAAUGUAACUCAGCUGAGUUGGCAGCAGGCUUACAUAUUGACAUGGCAUCCGACGGAAAUGUCAAAGCAGACGUACACAUUUAUGGCAGUGUUAAUUGGUGUUAUAAUUGGCAUUGCUAUUACGUCGUGCGUGUGUAGAGGUUUAAUGUCUUUAAAUAAGCCUAGUCCUUCUACAAGUCAUCCACGGACAGCUACCGAAUCUACCACUGUGAGCAGCAAUGGUGUUGUUGUGCAGCCAAGGGUCGAAAGUGUUGUAAUGAGAAUCCCACUGCGCGAAGACAUGCCACCGACUUACGAGGAAGCCUUAUUGAUGCCUAGACUAAAUUCAUCAUUCCACUCUCUACCUGACUUUAUUGAUGAAGAGGAUGAGACCUUUGAUCGUAAUUGCCGUAGGUCACGCUCGAUUGGCGAUCUAACGGAGUCGAGACCAAGGGCGAGCGAGAGACGGUCCAUAAGGCGAACUGUUGAAAUACGUAUCACCGGUAUGCGGGUGCAAGGUCUUCUGUUGCUGGUGAUGUUAGCAAGCGCGGAGAUCUCCGACGUCGAUGACAGUGACAGGAAUGAUGCUUGCUACAUCUGCAAGUGUAGUGCUGACAGGACCAAUGUGGAUUGCUCUAAGCGUGGUCUGACUAGUAUACCAAAUGGAGUCAGUGAGAAGGUGAUGCGCCUCAAUAUGUCCUUUAACGAAAUUUCAACGUUUCCUGAUAAUUUAAACAAGCUACACAAUCUUGUGGAUCUUGAUCUAAGCAACAAUCAAAUUAAUUCGAUUCCAGAGGACGCUCUCAACAAUAUGACAUCACUUGAAUUGUUGAACCUGUCUCAAAAUGAUUUCAAUUCAUGGCUAAAUUUAAAUCCUAAUGAAUUCCUGCAGCCAGCAACAAAUCUAAAGAUCCUCGAUUUAUCACAUAAUAAGUUUUAUACGAUGGAUAAUUUAGCAAAUCAGGAACUUUUAAUAAGUGCGUCAUUAGAAACAUUGAUUUUAGAUAACUGUAAAAUAACAUCAAUUCGAGGUAGAUCACCUUUAAGUGGAUUGAUAAAUAUAAGGGUAUUUAAAAUUAAUUAUAAUCCUUUAUCAAGAAUCCAAGGUCUUGUAUCCCCAACGCUUAAAAGUUUCUACGCGAGUAACUGUCUAUUGAGUUCAAUCAAUCACAACGAAUUGUCAUAUCUACCAUCACUAGUAUAUUUGCAACUGUCAAAUAAUAACGGUCUAGUUUUAUACAGUUUGUCAAAUACUGUAAUGUCAAAUUCAUUAAAGUAUUUAGAUGUUUCAUAUUGUAAUAUAAUGCAAAUCAGUCUUGGAGGAUUCCCAAAUCUUAGAAGGGCAUUAUUAAGUCAUAACGUUGUAAGAUUUCUAGAGAGUAAUAAUUUUAUAAAUAACUCUAAAUUAGAAUACUUAGACCUAUCAUAUAAUAAUAUUGGCUCUCUGAAAAGCGAUACAUUCCGAGGACUAAGUAUGUUGAAGUAUUUAGAUUUGUCAUGGAAUGAAAUCGCGCAUAUACCUGAAGAUAGUCUCCUAGAAAUGCCAUCGCUAACCCAACUCAAACUACGCAGGAACUAUUUGACUAGAGUCGGCCAUUUAAGUUCCACAUCUGUCUCUAUUCUAGAUAUGAGUUAUUGCGAAAUAAACACUAUGGGUAAAGAUUCAUUAGAAGGCUGGCAAUCGCUUGUUGAUUUAGAUUUGUCACACAACCUUCUAUCAAAUAUCCCAGACAGUAUUUCCUCAAAUACUCUUAAGUAUUUAAAUUUAAAUUUCAAUCGAAUAAGUGCUGUAAAUAAUGCAACUUUCUAUAUGCUACCUCGUUUAAGGGGAUUAGGUGUGAUCGGAAAUCGCUUUACAACAGUUUGGAGUAGAUCAUACUUUGAUUCCAACCCUUAUUUAGAGAGAAUGGAUUUGAUGGAUAACAUGUGGCGUUGCGAUUGUGCGGAUAGCAACAUGUUUGACUUUUAUGAAUUUGUUACGCUGGAGCCAAACAAAAAAGAGGAGUCUUACAAUCUUAUUUGCAACAGUCCUGUCAAUUUAGUUGGUCAAACGUGGCUUGAGGCAUGUUAUUUCUCUUGGAAUCCUACCGAGAAGAAAGCAAACGCUGAUGCUUUGAUAUGGUUUAUCGUGGUCAUGAUAGUAGGUUUAGCUUUAUGUUUAACUUUGAUUAAUGUAAUAAGGAGAUCAAUGAAUCGCCGAUUAGCUGGUCUGCAGGAGGAAAGAAUGAGGCAAGUGGAGGAAGCCAGAGACAGACUGCGACAGCUACGUAUUCGCGCCGAACAGGAGGCAUUGUGCAAUGCUCCUGAUCCGAGGGAUUUAGUCGCACCGCCGUCUUACGACGAGGCUCUUUCUAUGCCCAAGCUUACAGCUUCAUGUCAGUCAUUAUGUGAUGAGAGGACGGGCAAAAAGAAAAGAAGAAAAGGUAGACGUAAAACAAAAUCAAGUGGGGAUCUGUUAGAAGAAACUGAAAGAAAUGGUGAUUUAUCUGUAGGAGAUGAUUUGGAACUGAAUGAAGCUCCAGAAACCCAUCGUCGACGUCGUCGUCGACGGCCGAGGAACUUUGGUAGUCAUGAGAUAGCAGAGUUGGAUCAGUCCCCUGGUGUCCGCCGCAGACGUAUGUCUGAGUACGGUAUGAGCGGCAACGAGAGUGUCACGGUUGUGGUUGAGCCGGUGUUAGAACAACCGCUCCGGCCCAGGAACAGAAGAUAUUCAAUAGAUGACGAUGAGCCUAGGGAAAGUGAUUUUUAAUUCGUUUAUUCAGUCGUUGUUUGCUAAAAUUAUGACAAAGUAAUUUUAGUUUUAGUUUAAAUAGUGAAUAUUGCAUAGGUCAAAACCAACGAUUAUUAUUUUAUUUAUUACUUUUAAAAACAGUUUGAAAAUACUGUACAGAGUCAUCAUUAUUGUAAU